Paramecium sonneborni is the source of this 2124-nucleotide messenger RNA. NCBI's taxonomy places the organism in Eukaryota, Ciliophora, Oligohymenophorea, Peniculida, Parameciidae. The record is from the annotation of a GenBank genome assembly.
AAAUUAUAAUCGAUGAGUGAAGGGUAAAAAACUAUGGGAACAGAGAUUAAAGAGCCAUUUAAUUUUUAGCAAUAUGUUGAUUGGGCUUUUGAAUAAAAUAAAGGAACUUAUAUUUAUAAAACUUAGAAUGAAUAAUCACUAACAAAAACUAAUUAUUUUACUACAUAAAUAAGAGAUGAAUAAAUUAAUGGUAUUAUAUGGCUUUUUCGAAAAUGUCAAACCAUAAGUGAGAUUGAUAAUUAAAAUAAGGCAUUUUUAGAGCAUUAACAUAUUCUUAGACAUGUUUUUUUAUUUCUAUUAAUUUUGGUUAAAAAAUAUAAAGAUUAGAGAAAAAUUUAUGCCUUGAUGAAUUCCACUGGUAUUUUAUUUGAAAAUGAAGAGUUAAAACUUUGCAUUCCAAAUGAAAAGUUUGACAUUUUAUAACAGACUUACUAUAAAAAAGAUUUUGAUAACAUUGGAGCUCAUUUAACAGAAAACUGUAAAUCAAUAUUAGAAAGAUGGGCUGAACUGAAAAAUGAACCAAAUGAUUUCAAUUUUGGGCUGCCAAAAUCAGAUAAAGAAUUCUUAAAUGAUUUUCCAAGAAUUAGUGCAUGCCUCAAUCUUAAAUAAAACAUCAAAUUAAUUGAGUAAAAGAAAUAAAAAGAAGAGGGAAAAAAAAUGUUAGAAAAAUUACAGAAAGAGAGAUUGUUUUAAAGUAGCCUGAGAAAAGAAUAAAUUCAAUUUGUAUAAUUGGUUAAAGUUGUGAAUCAUAAAAAGCCUAAUUAUUUAAAUUAAUCAUUAAUUCUUUAACCAAAUGGCAAUUUGUAUUUAUUUUCAAUUAUUGAAUAGAAUUAUAGGAAAAAUUUGGUUUCCAAACAAUUAAACUGACCUUUGUCCGCUUUGGUUAAGUUAUAAUUUCUAAGUACAAUCAUAUAAUCAUUUAAAUAACUUUAAUUAAGAAUUAAAAUAAUAUAUUGGAUUUCUUACAUAUACAGGCCCUGUGAAUGAUUACUUUGAACCACAAACUUAUGAUUAUAAUGAAGAAACAGAAGGUAUUAUGUAAACAAACAAUUAACAUGAAUUAAUCAUGAAAGGAGGAUUUAAGAAUGGUCUUUUUGAGGGGAAAAAAAAUAGAAUAUAUAUAGGGUGUAUCUUAAUUUUUUAUGGAUCUUUCAAAAAUGGGUAAAAACAUGGGGAAGGAUAUGAAUUAAAUUAGUAAUUCUAAACAUUUUUCAGAGGUUUGUAUGAAUCAAAUUAGAAAUAAGGUAUAUUUGUUGAUUGUAAAUUGAUUAAUUACUAAAAUAGAGAAAAAGAAUUCUCCAAAAUUGGAAGUAGGUAGGAAUAUUAUAAAAAUAACAUAAAAUAUAACUAGAUUCCAGAAUGGGCAUAAUAAGUAUAUAAUGUUAAUUAAAACCCAGCUUGCGUAUUACUAAAUUUUAAUGAAUAUGGAAUAAAUAAUUUUUAAUUAAGUUCUCUUCGACCAGGAGGAUGGAUCAAUUCAAGUUUGAUUGAUAUUUUGCUUCAACAAUAAAUAUCUUUAGUAAAUUACUCAAACAUAAUAAAUCAAAAUAAAUAAGGUAAUAAAAUGAAAACUUUAUUUUUAAAUUGCAGUUAAUGUCAAGAUAUCUUUGGAAGCAUGAUUACUAAAAACGAUGAUAUAAAUGAUUUGUAUAAUUAUAAAUCAUUAUUUUAGAAUUUUUUAAGAAGCUUUUCUAAAACACUAGGAGUCUUGUAAUUAAGAGAAAGUAUAAAGUAAUAAGAAAAAUAUGAGAAUUGUGUUUUAUCUUAAUUUAGAUAGAAGUCACUUUUUAUCAGUUGUAUAUGAUAAUGAGAAAUUAUAUAUAAUUGAUUCGUUAAAUGAUACAAGAGAGCCGCUCAAAUUUUAAAUGAAAAAACUAUUAAUGAAAUAUCAAUUUCAUGUUGAAGAUAAGGAUGAUGUUACUCUAAGUCAACAAUAGAAUUCUUUUGAUUGUGGAGUAUACACAAUAUAUUAUGUCAGUUAAUUUAUAAAAAAUCAAAAUUUAACAAUCAAAGAGAUGAUUGAUAAACAAUGUUUUAAGGUUUCCUAGUCAAAAGUAAAUUAUAUACGAUAUCUAAUAUAUUAAAAUUUAGUAGGCAAUGGAGCAUCAAUAAUGGAAUUGUGAU